GCACUCUAACAUCCCCCCUCUCUGGUCUCUCCCUCCCUUUCUCUUUCUAUAUUCUGGUUUUUGCUACCUUCAUAAGCAAACUGACCAAACUGGCGGUUAAAAAUAAAAACAACAACAACUUGUCUUUCCCUCUCUAAAAGCUUGAUGGUUAAGUACUGUAUAAACACAUCAUGAUCUUCAAUCAAAUAGGCAACACAAGGUCCUUAAUCUGAUUAAUCGCAAGCUGAAAGUUUGAAGCUUUAUAGAAAUGAAAAUGAUACAGCAUGCAGAAAAGAAGGGUGGCUCAGGUUGCCGGACUGUUAUGGUGGGUGUGAAGCUUGACUCAGAGAGUAGAGAGCUAUUGACUUGGGCUAUGGUUAAAGUAGCACAGCCUGGUGAUACUGUUAUUGCUCUCCAUGUUCUUGGUAACAAUGAAAUUGUAGAUCGUGAAGGAAAGUCUUCACUUCUCUCACUUGUCAAAGCUUUUGACUCUGUUCUUGCUGUUUAUGAAGGUUUCUGCAACCUGAAACAGGUGGAUCUCAAGUUGAAGAUAUGUAGAGGUUCAUCAAUUCGAAAAAUAUUAGUUAGAGAAGCAAAAUCUUACUCAGCAACAAACAUUAUAGUUGGGGCAGCCAGAACUCACCAUACAAUCCGGUCACCGACAUCAGUAGCCAAGUAUUGCGCCAAAAAGCUAUCAAAGGAUUGUUUAGUUCUUGCUGUCCAUAAUGGGAAAGUUGUGUUUCAAAAAGAAGGUUCUACAGCUAAAACUGGUGAUUCACAUGGAAGUGAAGAUGAUCAGCGGAAGGGAUUCGUCAAUAUAUUUCAUAGAUCAAUUUCACUGAGUAAGAAUUCUAAAGUAAUAAGUGAAAGUGGUAUUAAUGAAGCCCCAAAGUAUGUCGUUGGUGAGGGUAAUGAGCAAACUUUCCAUCAGGCCUUAGUAAAGGCCCGUCCUAAUAGUCUGGGGAGUAUCAUGAAACAGAAUUGCACAGUUUGUGGAGCAGUUGGUAAUUCUCUAGAUGAAUCUUGUAACCAAUCUGCAGAAAAGUCUUCUGGUGAUAAUGGUGGUGAUAACAAGUCUUUAGCUCUAGUGCCGGUAUCAAAGGUAGAGGGGCGGUCUAGUUCAUUUCGUUCGUUAAUUGCACAAGUGCCUGAACUGAAGCCUGGUUGGCCUUUACUUCGCCGCGCCAUCUUACCCGGCGGACAAGCAUCUGAUAGGUCCUCAUUGAGGCAGAUCUCAGUGGUUCAGUGGGCAAUGAGGUUGCCUAGCAGGCAACUCUCAUCAUCCAUCUCCAAUUUGGACCACAAACAGAACGGUGAAGGUCAGCCCAGUUUAGAUGGUGAGAGUGGAGCAAUUGUUGCUGUUGGUACAGACGCACUUACAAUUCCACCUUCUCCUGAUCAUAAUGCAAAGCUACCAAUAGAACUGGAGGGUUUUCAUGAAAAGUACUCUGCCACUUGCAGAUUGUUUCAGUACCAAGAACUCCUCUCUGCUACAUCUAAUUUCUUGGCUGAAUAUUUGGUUGGGAAAGGAGGCAGCAGUCAGGUUUAUAAAGGUUGCCUUCCUGAUGGCAAGGAACUUGCUGUGAAGAUCUUAAAGCCAUCUGAAGAUGUUUUGAAGGAAUUUGUUUUAGAAAUUGAGAUUAUUACUACCUUAAAUCACAAGAACAUCAUUUCUCUUUUGGGGUUUUGUUUUGAGUACAACAAACUUCUCCUAGUUUACGAUUUCCUGUCAAGAGGAAGUCUGGAAGAGAACCUCCAUGGUAACAGAAAGGAUCCCCUUGCAUUUAAUUGGUACGAAAGAUACAAGGUGGCAGUAGGAGUAGCUGAGGCCUUAAAUUACCUUCACACUGGCACUGCUCAACCUGUGAUCCACAGGGAUGUUAAAUCUUCAAAUAUAUUAUUAUCUGACGAUUUUGAGCCACAGCUUUCUGAUUUUGGACUUGCUAAAUGGGCAUCAACCUCUUCAUCUCACAUAAUUUGUACUGAUGUUGCAGGAACAUUUGGUUACUUGGCUCCUGAGUACUUUAUGUAUGGCAAAGUAAACGAGAAAAUCGAUGUCUAUGCAUUUGGUGUUGUACUCCUUGAGCUUCUUUCGGGGAGAAAGCCAAUAAGCAAUGAUCUUCCAAAAGGCCAAGAAAGCCUAGUUAUGUGGGCAAAGCCAAUUCUAGACGACGGCAAAUUUUGCCAAUUGCUAGACCCAAGCUUGGGUGAUGACUAUGAUCAAGAUCAGAUGGAGAGGAUGGUUUUAGCUGCCACUCUCUGCGUAAAACGUUCUCCACGAGCUAGGCCUCAAAUGAGCCUUGUAUUGAAGCUCCUCCACGGAGAUGCUGAAGUGACAAAGUGGGCAAGGCUGCAAGUCAAUAAAGUAGAAGAAUCUGACAUGCUGGAUGAUGAAACAUGUCCACGGUCAAAUAUACAGUCUCAUCUAAACCUUGCAUUUCUUGAUGUUGAGGAUGACUCACUCUCCAUUAGCAGCAUUGAGCAAACAGUAUCACUGGAGGACUAUUUGCAAGGCAGGUGCAGCCGCUCAUCGAGCUUUGACUAACAGGCGAAAUGCUAGUAAAACAUCUAAACAAUCACUCACUCGCUGUGAUUCUUUUGUAUAUUACUUUGGGUUUUUUUGCUCUUCUUUUGCUUUACUUACGUAUAUGUGUUACAGAUAGGUGUUGGAUGAGAGGUUGUUUGUGGUGUGCCCUCCUCCUCCCCUUAAUAGUAGUCACUAAAAAAGAGAAAAAAAAAAAGUGUCCCACUUGUUGGGACGUUUUUCCCUUGUUUUCCCUCAAAUUUCAAGUGUCGGUGGCUGAAUGAAUGCAAGAGUGCAAUAUGUUGUAAUAGACUAAUAGUAGAACAUGAUUUCAUUGUAUUUGGAACAUUCUGAUCUGAUUGAGUGGUGAGCCCCCCAGUAAUCAUAGCUCCAGUUGCCUAACAAAAGGCCUAAUAAAGUAUGAUUCUUGCUUA
Messenger RNA from Ricinus communis (castor bean), 2937 nucleotides. RefSeq names its product protein kinase STUNTED. Bases 248 to 2524 code for a protein of 758 amino acids. The record is from RefSeq and is a predicted model, not a curated record. Gene Ontology annotation, biological process: protein phosphorylation. The transcript is spliced from 10 exons. Gene Ontology annotation, molecular function: ATP binding; protein kinase activity. NCBI's taxonomy places the organism in Eukaryota, Viridiplantae, Streptophyta, Magnoliopsida, Malpighiales, Euphorbiaceae.